GAGGCGUGAGGAGAAAUGCCGCAACAGUCGCUGCCAAUGCAUCCAAUUGAGAACAUGUGGAGCUUUCCUAAAAUAUGUCUAGUACUUGCGUUGAUGAAAGGCUGCUCAGCAGCACCUGCAGUUCCUGAUGAAACCGAUCCCGAGUUGAUAGGUGGCUAUUUCGAGGGCGAUAUGAUCCUGAACGAGGGCAGAAAUGGAUUGAUCGAUGAAACUUUUCGCUGGCCCAACGGUAUUGUCUACUAUUAUAUAAAUAGCGACUUUGAUCCGGAACAACGUAAUGCCAUUCUUCGCGGCAUUCAGACUCUGGAGGCGAAUUCCUGUCUCAUCUUCAAGGAGGCCUCCCCUGAUCAGCCUUACUAUGUAAAUGUCACUUCGGACGGGGUGGGCUGUAACUCCGCAGUGGGCUUCCAAAACAGUGUACAACGGCUGAAUUUACAGAAGUCUAAGCCACGCUGCUUCCGUCUGGGCACUGUUAUGCAUGAGUUUUUACAUGCCUUGGGAUUUUACCAUCAGCAAAGUACGUGGAAUCGUGAUGAAUACAUUCGCAUCAACUUUGAGAACAUAGAAGAGGGCAUGGAAUACAACUUCGACAAGUACAACAAAACCGAAGUGGACAAUUUCGGCGAGGGAUAUGACUACGGCAGCAUCAUGCACUACAACUCCAUGGGAUUCUCCAAGAAUGGCAAGCCGACCAUUGUGCCGUUGAUCGCGGGCUACGAGAAGUUAAUCGGAAACCGACUAGAAUUAAGCUGGGCUGAUAUUAGAAAAUUGAAUGCUAUGUAUAAGUGUCACAGAAAAGUUUGAGUCCUUGCACAGUUACAUGAGCUAUAUUGAUUCAUGGAAACAAAUUAUGUCAGUUACCAGAUGACCAAAAAAAGAAAAAAUAAAAAAAA
Drosophila mojavensis is the source of this 893-nucleotide messenger RNA. RefSeq names its product seminal metalloprotease 1. Bases 16 to 804 code for a protein of 262 amino acids. NCBI's taxonomy places the organism in Eukaryota, Metazoa, Arthropoda, Insecta, Diptera, Drosophilidae. Gene Ontology annotation, molecular function: zinc ion binding; metalloendopeptidase activity. The record is from RefSeq and is a predicted model, not a curated record. The transcript has 2 exons. Gene Ontology annotation, biological process: proteolysis.